AUGGCUGGCUCAAAGCAAAAGAAGAGAUUGACCACCAAUGCAGCCAUUUUGAGGAAUCACUAUAUAGCUGUUGGUGUUGUGAAUAUCAUUUACCUUGUAUAUGUUGUAUUUUAUUAUGAUACUUUCUCAACAUUUAACUGGAUUGGAUAUAUUUCUCUCUUGUUGGGAUAUUUCUUUUGUCUGAAAGCAAUUACAAGUUAUGCAAAACCAGUUGAAUCUAUAAAUCCAGAAAAUGGACAACGAACUCUCCUAGAUGUCAAUGAUUUGAGCGAUGUUUCUGGAUCUCUUACGGAAUACAUGUUUGAUAUUAUUUAUUUGGAAUGUUUUGUUCAAUUGGCGACCAUCAUUUCAGGAUGGUUUUACUUGAUAUUAUUAAUUAUUCCAAUCUUUGCAAUUUACAAACUCUAUUUCUCUCUUGUUCAACCUUUCUUACAGAGCAGAUCCAUGAUGGGACAACUGGCCCACGGUGGCAAUGCUCGUCCAACAGAGGCUGACAAUAUUUCCGAUAAGAAGAGAAAAAAGUUAGAAAGACAAGAAAAGAGACAACAACAACAAAUGCAAAGAAUGAGAAUACGUCCACAACAAGCUAGCGGUGAUGAGGAUGAAGAUUAA
Molecule: messenger RNA, 612 nt
Organism: Naegleria lovaniensis
Lineage: Eukaryota; Heterolobosea; Eutetramitea; Acrasida; Naegleriidae
Exons: 2
Coding region: 1-612 (203 amino acids)
Biological process (GO): vacuolar protein processing
Cellular component (GO): intracellular membrane-bounded organelle
Source: RefSeq, a predicted model, not a curated record